CCAAAGCCUCCACAACAGCAGAUUGAAGGGGAGGGAGAAAGCACAGCAGUCCCGCCACACUUCACGGCGUCUCCGAGGAUUAGAUUUCCCAAUUCCAUCUGUUCCCUUCACUUUCUUAUUCUUCAGACCUACGCUUGAGCUGCCCACUCCUGCCUAACAAAAGUGGCGGGGCGGCCCUCCCCACUGUCGAGUCACUCCGCCCCAGGCUUCCCAGGUACCACAAGGUGGGAGGAGGGCGCGGCGGCAGCGAAGGCGGAGAAACAACCAAAGCUUCCCCACCGCUAAGGCGCGGGACCCUGAGACAGAGCGCGCCGAGACUAGCGCCAACUCUUCGAGCAGGGCUUUGAGCUGAUUGGAGAGAAAGCUAAGGAGACGCCCCUUCAGAAAAAGCCUGAUUGGCCGGAUUGUAAAAAUAUGUCUCAGGGCGCCAGAAUAGAAGCUUUAGCGCCUAGUGGAAUCUCCAAGGCAGUAAGGAAGCGGCUAGUAUAGGCACGUCGUAGGCUAGGAUCAAAGUAGCAGUUGGGGGUUUGGGACGCCUCUUUUCCUUUUGAGUAACUCCAAUGCACCUCAAUCCUGGCUGCGGCUUUAGAGGGCCAGGAGGCGCUGACGCAAACGUGUCCCUGUGAGAGAACAGAAAAGAGUCUCGAGAAACGUUCUUUGCGCCAAAAGUAACUGAUCCUGGGGCGAACACCCUGAACUCCAAUGACAGAUUCAUCAGAAGUCCCCACUUUUCAAAGACACGCAUACACACGUCGUCUACACGGCCAAUUAUUUUAAGAUGGAGAUUAAUUGCUUAACACUAAAAGACUUGAUUAGUCCAAGACCUGCAAAGGUAGAUUUUAUAGAUGAAGAUGGGGAAAGUGCACAUAAGGAAAACAUAUUUGAUCGACCCAGAAUGACCCCAAAGACUCCCAUGAAAAAUGAGCCUAUUGAUUUGUCAAAGCAAAAAAACUGUACCCCCGAGAAAAAUCCAAUUACACCUGUGAAGCUGACUGAUAGGCCCCUGACAGAUCCAUGGACCCCUACAGCUAACCUAAAGAUGCUUAUUAGUGCUGCUAGCCCUGAUAUGCGGGACAGGGAAAAGAAGAAAGAGCUCUUCAGGCCAAUUGAGAACAAUGAAUUUAGUGAUGCUUUUUCUGAUUCCUUGCAGUGUGGUACUAUAGAUGAUGGAGCAGUGGACGAAUAUGAAAAGCAGAGACCCAGUAGAAAGCAGAAAAGCUUAGGACUGUUGUGCCAAAAAUUUUUAGCCCGCUAUCCCAGUUAUCCUUUAUCAGCAGAAAAAACAACAAUAUCUUUGGAUGAAGUGGCUUCUAGUCUUGGAGUUGAGCGUAGGCGAAUUUAUGACAUAGUGAAUGUCCUGGAGUCUCUUGAUCUUGUUAGCCGAGUGGCGAAGAAUCAGUACUGUUGGCAUGGUCGCCACAGCUUGAGGCAAACUCUGAAAAAUCUCCAGGAAAUAGGAGAGCUGCAAAAAUAUGAAGAACUUAUGGCUUAUUUCCAGCAUAAAGAGUUAGACCUUGACUGUAGAUUUGGAGAACAUAAAAAAGAGACCUUUAUAGAUUUCCAAGACCGACAGUUGCUUGACUUUUCAGAGACAGAUUGUCAGUCUGCUUCUGCAAACAGCAGAAAGGACAAGUCGUUGAGGAUUAUGAGCCAAAAAUUUGUCAUGCUGUUCCUUGUCUCCAAGACCAAGAUAGUUACUCUUGACAUAGCAGCGAAAAUACUGAUAGAAGAAAGCCAGGAUACAGCAGAUCACAGCAAGUUUAAAACAAAGGUGCGAAGAUUGUAUGACAUUGCUAAUGUCCUGACAAGCCUCGGGCUCAUUGAGAAAGUGCAUGUAACAGAGGAAAGAGGUCGUAAGCCAGCCUUCAAAUGGAUUGGGCCAGUGGAAUUCACUGGAGAUAGGGGUGAUGUCAAGAUGGAAAUUUCAACCUAUCCUGCUUUAACAAAAGUGAAAGGGGCAACACAUGUUCCACAUCAAGCUUGUGCCAAUAGGAAAGAGCGACUGUCACGACAUGCUUCUUUUAACACGACUCAGCCUUCUGAUGUGGUCAAGAGAAAGGUCAGCUCUGAACCUAGCAGCCCACGCAGAGGGAAGCAAGAUGAUUGCUGCUCCAAAAUGACAAAUCUAGCAUCUAUUUGCUGCCAGAAGAUGGAAGAUGAUGCAAGUAAAGGUUUUGUCAUUGAAGCAGCAAGAAACUGGGGCAUCACUUCUCCGUUCUCUGUUCUCCCUGUCCCAGGAGACUCAGACUAUUGUCUUAACACCUUUCCAGCCCUCUCCUCAAAUGCCAACUCAGACACAUCACAUCUGUCUGCACCAAAUGGAAUAAAUGACCAGGGUUUGCCAUUAACUGCUCUGUCAGCUUCCAAAACUGAGACUGGGAAAACCACUGUGCUCCCCAACCAACCUUUUGUUUACUUGCCGUCUCCACCUCUGUAUAUGCUGUGUGGCAGUCUUCAUGAAAGUCUCUUGAGAGAAAGCCUUCCAGAAAAGGGGAAUGGAGACCUUAAGGGCCAAGCUUCACCCUGCCCAUCAGAAGCAGAUGAGUCUUCAGUUAACUGUCAGAAGCGGAGUUCCCAAAAGUGUGUUCCUUCCACUACACCUCCCACUGAAGAGGAACCUACAGCUAAAAGACAGAGUCUGGAGCAGAGCGGUGGUCCCAUUUCACUGGUGCUAUCUAAAAAGACUGUGAAGCCAACUGAUGAAGACUCUUCCCCAGACAGUAACUGCAGUUCCAUUGACCAACUAAGAGGUUUUCAGCUUGAAGAAGGGACUCCUUCUGUUGUGGAAGGUGCCAAAAGAAAGACAGCUAAAUCUUCAGUAACCUGGGAACAAGAAAAAGCAUUUAGGAAUAAGGGUUUGAAAGAAAAUGCAAAGGAAAAUGAACAGGCCUCUCAAGAAAAUGGCAAACAGUCCUUCUUACCACAGUAUCUCUAUGUACAGCCUGCAGCUGGAUUAAAUGGGUUUAAUUUCCUAUUUCCUGCCAGCCAAGCUCCUGGUCCUGUCAGCCUGUCUUCAAACUCUUUGCCUUCGCUUAAUGUUCCCUGUAUGAUGGUUCCAUCAACAGCAUUGGCACCAUUCCCUCUUAUCUAUUCUCCAGCAGUCACAAGCCAACUUUCUUCUGCUCCUGCUGGCUCCUUCCCAAAUGUCACAUGCAUGAAUUUUAGUAUGCCUGGUCUGACACCUACAACACCGGUUUUCAUUGGGACUCCAGCAGUAGUUACUCCAAAUUCAUCACAGCUACCAAUGCUGGAACCGCACCAACAGUUUCAGUCAGCUGUACACCUGAACCCUGUCCUAGGAUCUUCUUGUAACUCCAUUAAAGUGGACUCACCAGUUUGCAUGGGGCACCCAGUCACACUUCUGAAAUUCCAGCAGUCUUCUUCAGCCCCACUGACUCCUAAGAACAUGCGUCCUACUCCCCAAGAAGUAUUUUUCAAGACACCUGGCAGCCUUGAAGAUUCUGUUGCGUGGAGAAAAAAUGAAGGCAGCCAGAGCAGAAUGGCAAGUUCUGUUCAAAGAAGAUUAGAGAUCUCUACCAGCAGCCCUGACUAAUCCAGCUCACAGCAGUGUGGGCAGCUUGGAAUAGAGCCUUACACUUUUCACAGAAAUAAUCAGUUAUUACAUAAAAAAGAAAAUAUUUUAAAAUGUUGUUCCACAGGCGCACUUGCCCACUGUGCAUUUACCCACUACUGUAUUAACUUUCCUCCUUGUGAAUCACCCCAGUUGUGUAAUGUUAAUACCAGUUAGAAUUCAAAUUAUGCACAUGCCGAUACAAGGGAGCAUCAAAUUCUAUUUGGGGGCUUUAAGAAAUCUUAUUUGGGAUGGGUUAUGUGAACAGAUUUACCAGCAUCUGCUCCAAAGUCCAAACUGGGGGAGCUGCCUAGCACUUACAUAGGGAAAAUACUCUUUACAAAUACUCUAUUGUGCCUAAGUAAAUGAGGUGGGCCAGUGGGGGACCUCUAAGUGAAUUAGUGUAGAAGCUGAUGCUUCUUUGCUAGAAUGUUGGGAGUAUUGCAACUUCAGAACAAUAGACUUUUGUGGAGUACUUGAAUGUGAUUAAUGUACAAUUUUUCCCUGCACUUGUUAAAGCAAAAGUCUAAUAACCCUACAGUAUGAAUGAAUGUAUUCCUGGGAAAUACCUUAAGACCAAAAUAACUGUGAAGUUUUACUUUUUCAGUGGGGUUUGUAUUAGUGAACUUUGUAGUUUUUCUGUGUCCUUGUUUCUGUGUGAAAUGAACAUGUUAAUUAUUCAUUGGCACAAAACUUUGUCCCCAACACUGUAGUGACUUAACAGGUUGCUUCAAGAAUUAUGAGUCUCUGAAAUGCAGAUGGUAGGAAUUCAUCCCUAGUUUAAAUAUAUGGCUACACAAUGCAAUCCUGUACAUGUCUACUUGGAAGUAUGCCCCACUGAAUUCAAUGAGAUUUACUCCCAGGUUAGUGUAUAUAUGAUUGCAGCCACAAUCCUCUAUAUUUUAUAACUGAGCCUGGAUUCCAUUUAGAGAGCUGUUGCUAGUCGGGCGGUAUAUAAGCUUAAUUAAAUAAAUAAAUAAUAAAUAAAUAAAAAUAUGGCACUACAUAGAGAGUGCCCAUUCUGUAAUUCUGUCUCUGGCUCUGCAACUUGCAAGAAAUCAUUACUAGUUCGACUGAUUUGCCUAUGACGUAGCCUUUUUUGAGUUACCCGAUUAACAUAUAAUUUCCCUUAGGAUAAUACUUUGAGCACAGUGUUUAUGGCAUGAGCGGCUACUGGGCUCAAAUUGGAUGCAUGACAAUAAGAAAUGGAGGAUCUGUAACCUAGUAUAGAAAUGGGAAAGUUAUGGACUGAUCAGUGAAAGGAGUUGAAAUUCAUGUAUGGCCUGCCCUUUAUUACUUGAAGGAAGGAAGAGCAGAGGAUACAAGUCAAUUUAGAGUAUCCAAACUCUUGCUAUUGGCAACUGGUUAACAUUUUACAAAUUUAUUAGGUAAUAAAUACUUUGCAUUUCUUUCACCAGUUUAAUAGACUGAAGUGGCACAUGUCCUGAUUUUAAAAGAAAAUUCAUCAUGUUAUUUUUUAGUUUCUAAUCAAGUAAUACUGGCUGUUUUUUAUCUAGGGAUGACUAUAUUCAUGGUGUACAUUUCUUAAGUUCAGACAAGUUUUCUGUGUUAUCAUUUCACCAGGUUUAGGGAAAAAAUGAUGGUUUUUGUGCAUCAAGAUUUUUUAUUCAUUUAAUUUUGAAUAAUGAAAUGUUACUAAAAGGAAAUUAAGUAUGAGUAAUUUUAGUGGAGCUUCAAAAUAAUUCAGGAAUAUAGUGUUUUUAUGUUAGAUUAGACCAGUAACAGCCUUACAAGGAGAGUGGACAAGUUGUAUUUCUUAAAUCUCUCUAGUUAAAAUCACAAUAGGAGAUUUAAAAGCAUGAAGGAGGAGGACCCAAUUACUGUUGGUUUUGUUUGUUUUUUUUUUAAAAAAAACUUUACACUACAGAAUUUGCAUGUUUUCAUGACUUUUACCCGAUACCUUGUUUUAUACACCCACAUUAAAGUUUAUCCAGGUGAAAUGAAAUCUGUUAGUAACACAACUGUUGCUAAGUAUAAUUGCAGCAGGUGCUUGACUUACUAGCAUGUUUACCUCUUCUCGGUUAGCCCAAGUUGGUACCAGUUUUGACCCAAAGCAUACUGUUUCUCUUAACAGAAAUAUCAUCUGAUGUGCCUGCGCUUAGUCUUCCCUCCUCCAUAUAUAACAUAUAUAGAAAGAAAAGGGUGGCUCUCAAUGAUCAAGACUGAUAUAAAACUCAUGUUUCUAAAACAUAAAAAGACAGUAUGUCUCUGUUUUUCAUGAUCCAUAUACCUAUAUAUUCAGUAGUCAAUACUUGCUUUCUUGGGUCUCUUUCUGCUGUGUUGGUCCCGAAACAAAAAAUAAGAGGCGAUGUAAUUGAUUCCUUCCAUUGGCACAACUUCUUCUUAGCAUACUUGUUUGAACAUCCAGCUUCACAGAACUCUUUUGAGCAAGAAAGGGUAUCUGUAAGACAUGAACAUCUGUGAACCACUGCCGACAAAAGUUGGACCUGUAACAGCCAUCCUUGUUUGGGGGAAAGUGAAUUACAGUUGGGCAUUUUAUCCUCAAGCUGGAAAUUUAGGACAGACAGUGUAGCUUGUGCUAGGCUUGCUGUUAUCUCUGCUGCAUAUUCAGAGUGAGGGGACAAGACUGAGGCUGAAGAUACUCAGGUUACAUGAACUGGAGAAUCAGCUGGAGAGUUAGAUUCUAAUUUUCUGUGCACCAGCAUAAAGUGAGACCCAUAUAUAGCUAGUGAGAGCAGAAUCAGAUGUGCUAAUCAAACUGAUAGUGUGGCAGAGCAUGGCUUGCUACUGAGCCUGAAGACUGGUUGUAAAUAGAAACAGGAGUGUAAAGCUGCAGAGGUUGGUGGAAGCAGGACCUGAAGUGGUUGUCUACCUGCAACCCCCAUUUCAGAGAACCUAUGACAAAACUGCUUCAAUGGAGGGAAGCAUAUUGUUUGCACUAAUGCAAGUGCUCAUGCACUAAAUUGUGCAGGAUUUCAGGGCUUGUGAAACCUUCAUUACUAUGGUACUAACCUGUUUGCAGGGGGAAGUGUGUGUGUGUAAUUUAUACUUGAAUCUACCUACCACGUUUACAUUUCUCAAUUCCUUUUAUAAAAGGUGCUAUUUCUGUAUUUAAAAAGCUGUAUUGUUUUUGGUAAUGUAAAGCUGCUUCAUGUUUAUAACAUUGCACUGCUAGUUCAUUAUCUUGGUAUUAACUUCUCAAUUGCUUGUGGAUCUUAGAAAUUACUUUCCUCCUGUUUUAAGUUCUUUGCUACACUCUGCGUAUAAAACUAUUAAGAGCACACACUAUUGGGGGGCAUUUUUAUACUUUAAA
Molecule: messenger RNA, 6866 nt
Organism: Rhineura floridana
Lineage: Eukaryota; Metazoa; Chordata; Lepidosauria; Squamata; Rhineuridae
Gene: E2F7
Product: E2F transcription factor 7
Exons: 14
Coding region: 779-3553 (924 amino acids)
Biological process (GO): regulation of transcription by RNA polymerase II
Cellular component (GO): RNA polymerase II transcription regulator complex
Molecular function (GO): DNA-binding transcription factor activity, RNA polymerase II-specific; RNA polymerase II cis-regulatory region sequence-specific DNA binding
Source: RefSeq, a predicted model, not a curated record